ACCUGAAUAAUGCUCAACUUACAUCUGCGCAGGCUCUCCGACGCCUUCCUGAUAAGGGUCCAGAGUCUCCUUCACAUUUGAAGAACAGUUUCCUGGCUGAGGAACCUUAUUCAAGGACACACACUCCAGUGGGCCUCAUGGAAGAGUAGGGUCUCCUCCAUCCAUUGUGAUCAAACACCCAUUCCCAGAGCAGAAAUGUCUGGCAGAGACAAGAAGCCAUUGGACUAUAGUUUGCAACAACAGAAGAGAGUCUUGAAGCAAUAAGAGCACAGACUUCUUAAAGAAUCAAUACCUGAGGGCUGUCACCAUGGAAGAAUCUCAGUCCAAGGAGGAAAGUAACACAGAGGGUGCUCAGCAUGCAGUUGAAGAGGGCACGGGGGACUUGUGCCCCAACUUCCAAACAGAGAUAGAUUUAGAGACGUUCCUGAAGAAACAAAUGGAGAUGUUGCAGGAGGAACCACAGAGGAAAUUCCGUAUAGGUAAAACAAAAAAUGCUAAUGUAUACACUUCUGCUCAAACAUACUCUCUUUUAUUUAAAACCCUUUCAGAAAUGCAUAUGAAUCAAAAAGGGGAGAAUAUUCACUCCACUCAGCCAUUGAAAAGGGAGAAUGAGUUCCGAAAUUUUACAAACCUACUACUCUUCCGAAAAUUUUGCCCAAGAGAUUCAGAGAAAUUGGUCAGGGAAAGCUGGCAUCCAUGUGUACCAGAAGAAGGAGGACAUGUGAUUGAGAUCCAAGACUUAUUUGACCCAAGCUUAGACACCCAGAAAAAGCCUCAAUUAGUCAUAUUAGAGGGGGCUGCUGGGAUUGGGAAGUCAACACUGGCCAGGCAGGUGAGGAGAGCCUGGGAAGAAGGCCAGCUCUACAGGGAUCGCUUCCAGCAUGUCUUCUUCUUCAGCUGCAGAGAGCUGGCCCAGUGCAAGCAGCUGAGUCUGGCUGAGCUCAUAGUCCAAGGCCAGGUGCGCCCCAGCUCCCAUCAGUCAGAUCUGUCUCACCCUGAGGAGAAGCUUCUCUUCAUCCUGGAUGGCAUAGACGAGCCAGCAUGGGUCUUGGAGGACCAGAAUCCUGAGCUUUGUGUGCACUGGAGUCAAGCACAACCUGUGCACACACUGCUGGGGAGUUUGCUGGGGAAAUCCAUCCUUCCUGAGGCUUCCUUAAUGCUCACAGCUCGGACCACAGCUCUACAAAAAAUCAUUCCUUCUCUGGGGCAGCCAAAUCAAGUUGAAGUCCUAGGAUUCACUGAGGUUGAACGGGAGAACUAUUUCUACAGAUAUUUUGCAAAGCAAGGUGUUGCAACGACCGCUCUUAUGAAGCUUGAAUCUAACCCAGUGCUCCUGACCCUGUGUGAGGUCCCCUGGGUGUGCUGGUUGCUCUGCACUUGCCUGGAAAAGCAGAUGCAGCAGGGUGAAGAAUUCUCACUGACCUCACAGACCACCACAGCCCUCUGCCUGAAAUACCUUUCCCUGACAAUCCAAGGUCAGCACCUGAAGACCCAGCUUAGGACCCUCUGUUCACUGGCUGCUGAGGGGAUCUGCCAAAGAAGGACCCUGUUCAGUAAAAGUGACCUCUGUAAGCAAGGGUUAGCAAGGAAUGCCAUUGACACUUUCCUGGAGAUUGGUGUCCUUCAAAAGCAGCCCAGCUCUCUGAGGUACAGCUUUGCCCACUUGUGUCUCCAGGAGUUCUUUGCAGCGAUGUCCUACAUCUUGGAGGAUAGUGAGGAAAGACAUGGGGAUAUGGAAAACAACAGAAUUGUGGAAACACUGUUAGAACGGUAUGGAAGACAAAACCUGUUUGAGGCACCCACUGUGCACUUUCUAUUUGGUCUUUUGAAUGAAGAGGGAUUGAAAGAAAUGGAAAAGUUCUUUUCCUGCAACCUUCCUAGGAAGACAAAGUUGGAAUUACUAGGGCCCAUCCUUGCAAAAUUCCAAUCCCAUCAACCGCAUUCUCUGGGUUUUCUACGCUGUCUGUAUGAAAAUCAGGAAACGCAGCUCCUAUCACACGUGAUGCAUGAUCUUCAAGGAAUAAUAGUGCCUGAUACAAAUGAUAGGGCACACUCAGUGAUCCAGACAAAUGUGAAGCACUUGGUGAUACAGACAGACAUGGAGCUUAUGGUGGUCACUUUCUGUAUUCAGUUCUGCUAUCAUGUGAGGAGCCUUCAGGUGAAUAUGGAAAGACAGCAAGGAUAUGAGUUGACAGCCCCAAGGAUGGUUCUGCACAGGUGGACCCCAAUCACUGAUGCCAGUUGGAAGAUUUUAUUCUCCAAUCUUAAAUUCACCAGAAACCUGGAGGAGCUGGACCUAAGUGGAAAUCCACUGAGCUACUCUGCAGUACGCAGUCUCUGUAAGGCCCUGAAACAGCCUGACUGCCGACUAAAGACCUUGUGCAUACUUCCUAAGGACUUGGGUAAAGCAGAAGUGAAGAAUACAGAGGCAAAGGGAAGCUUACGGGAGAAAGAUCCAGGUCCGAGGAAUGGCAUCUUCCCGUUUUCUCCUGUCCUCUACACUCAUAAUCAGACGUCUACUUUUGAGCAUCUCCCAUGCAGGCUUGUUGAAUGUGGCCUCACAUCCACCUACUGCUUGACCCUGGCCUCAGUGCUCUGUGCCCCCUCCAGACUCUCUGAGCUAGACCUGCAGAUGAAUGACCUGGGUGACAAUGGUGUGAGGCAGCUGUGUAAGGGACUCAGGAGUCCUGCCUGCAACCUCAGCAUCCUGCGGUUGGACCAGGCCUCUCUCAGUGACCAGGUGAUUAAGGAGCUCAGGGACUUGGAGGCAAAGGAUCCAAAGCUACGAAUCUCCAGCACAUGGAUGCCACACAUGACGGUCCCCACUGAGAACAUGGAUGGAGAAGAUAUCAUGGACUCAUUCAAAGAGCAGAGACAACAGUCAAGAGAGACACACAUGGAAACUCUGGGAACUGAAGAUGACUUCUGGGGCCCUUCAGGACCUGUGUCUACUGAGGUGGUUGACAGAGAGAGGAACCUGUACCGAGUGCAAUUGCCCAUGGCUGGUUCCUACCACUGUCCCAGCACAGGACUCCACUUUGUGGUGACAAGGGCAGUGACAAUACAGAUUGAAUUCUGUGCCUGGAGUCAAUUCCUGGACAAGACUCCCUUACAACACAGCUACAUGGUGGCUGGACCUCUGUUUGACAUCAAGGCUGAGCAAGGAGCUGUGACUGCUGUGUACCUCCCUCAUUUUGUGUCCAUCCAAGACGCAAAGGCAAGCACAUUUGACUUCAAGGUGGCCCACUUUCAAGAACAUGGGGUGGUUCUAGAAACGCCAGUUAGGGUGAAGCAUCGCUCUGCAGUACUGAAAAACCCAAGCUUCUCGCCAUUAGGAGUUGUGCUGAGAAUAAUCCCUGCUGCCCGGCGCUUCAUCCCCAUCACUUCCAUCACACUGAUCUACUAUCACCUCAGUCUUGAAGAGGUCACCCUUCACCUCUACCUCAUUCCCAAUGACUGCACCAUUCAGAAGGCCAUUGAUGAGGAAGAAAUGAAGUUUCAGUUUGUGAGAAUACACAAGCCACCCCCAGUAGAUAGCCUGUACAUCGGCUCCCGCUACAUCGUGUCUGGUUCUGAGAAGCUGGAAAUCACCCCAAAGGAACUGGAGCUGUGCUACAGGAGCAGCAAGGAAUUCCAGCUCUUCUCUGAGAUCUAUGUUGGACACAUGGGUUCAGAGAUUAAGCUGCAAAUCAAAGACAAGAAGCAUACGCAACUCAUAUGGGAGGCCUUGCUGAAACCAGGAGACCUCAGACCUGCACUUCCCAGGAUUGCUCCAGCCACAAAAGAUGCUCCUUCCUUGAUACACUUCAUGGACCAGCAUCGGGAGCAGCUGGUGGCCCGAGUGACAUCAGUGGACCCUCUCUUGGACAAGCUGCAUAGUCUGGUGCUGAGUGAAGAUUCCUAUGAGGCAGUGAGGGCUGAAACCACAAACCAAGACAAGAUGAGGAAGCUCUUCAGCCUCAGCCGGGCCUGGAGUCGAGCCGGCAAAGACCAAUUCUACAACGCUCUGAAGGAGACCCAUCCUCACCUGGUCAUGGAUCUGCUUGAGAUGUCGGGUGGAGUCUCUUUGAGAUACUGACAUCCUGUCUGAGGGGUGAGCACUCUCCUUAGAGUCCUGGCUCUGCCUGAACUUCCUUUGGUCCUUAGUUUCUCCAUCAGCAGCUAGUGGCCAUGUGAGCUUCUUUUCUGAUGGCCCUGUUUCCGGGAUACCUCUUGGGGAUCCAGAUGCUCCCCCUUGGCUUCCCUAGACAGAUGGUCAUGGGAGUUGAGCAUCUCAGAAAACACCCAGUAGCACCGAUAUUUCUAUCAGGACCUUGUUGAGCCUGCACUAAUGGCCAGACUGGCCAGCAUUAAGCCAACCUGACCCACCACGAUGCACACAGGAUGGGGAUCCUGAGAAUGAAAACAAAGAGAUGAUGGGUCUCUCGGAAAGUGAAUGUCUCAUGAAUAGGAGAGGAGGAGGCUUUUAAAAUGCAUGCUGUCUGGUCAGAGAUGUAGGGAAGUCACAUGAUGCAACAUGUGGUCACCACCAGAAACACCUCAGAUUCAGUGCACAUUGUGAACUAAUCUUGGGCAGUUACAUAUGCACAAGCCUUCUGUUCUAGUAAUGAACUUGCAAGCCUCACAUUUGGUUACGUCAUCCCAUAUGGAGGUGAGAGUCACGGCUUAAGAAACUGAUGUGCGAGUGUUGAACAGAUGACUAACAGAAGGCUCAUUGGUAAGAGCUGCUCUUGAAAUGGUCAGAGUCCAACUCCCAGCACCUACUUCAGGUGGCUCACAACUGUGGCUAACACCAAAGCCCCAGAUCCAGCAUCUUAUUCUGUACUUGAUAGUCACCAAUGCACAGAUGCACAUUCAAUCAAACACACAGCAUUUUUAAUAUUUAUAAGAGAAUGACAAAAUGGGUGUCCUCUUCCCAUCUCCCAAUGGAAUUAUCUCACCAAAACUCAUGUCAGACUUGAGGCUUGGAAGCCUGUGUGCUUACCAGGAGCACAGCCCUGCCAGUCUCUUUCUCCAGGCUACAAGGCUUUCCCUCUGGGUCAUGUUUCUGCAUCCCUUCCUGCCAGACUCAUGGACAGAACAGUUAGCCAGUUUCUCAGUGUCUCCCAUAUUUUCCUCUUGACUAUGCAUGUGUGCUCGCUCUGCUGUUGGGAUCUCUGCACUUUGCAUCUCUUUCUCUUUUGGAGAACAAUAUUUCCCUCAUUCUAACUCCA
Molecule: messenger RNA, 5213 nt
Organism: Rattus rattus (black rat)
Lineage: Eukaryota; Metazoa; Chordata; Mammalia; Rodentia; Muridae
Gene: Nlrp1
Product: NLR family pyrin domain containing 1
Biological process (GO): regulation of apoptotic process; inflammatory response; innate immune response
Cellular component (GO): canonical inflammasome complex
Molecular function (GO): protein binding
Source: RefSeq, a predicted model, not a curated record